GUAGAUCAUACUUAUCUUUAUUGGAUAAUUAAUUAGGUGGUAUGCAAACACAAAUAUGUCCACCACAUUCAUUAGGCGAUUUACUGAAACUUCGCUGUCGUUAUCGUACUGGACAGUACUCUUUGGAGAAUCUUUCUUCGAAUUCAACUAUUGAUGAUUUACUUCAGACAAUUGCUUCUCUUAUAGGUGUGACACGAUCAUGUAUAUCUCUUUUCUACGGAUAUCCUCCAAAAAAGUUGGAUUGUAGCAUUUCAAGUCUUACUAAACGUUUAUCCGAGAUUCCUCUUCGUUCAGGUGAUAUGUUAACAGUUGAUGUGAUAGAGGAAAAAUCGAUUGUCUCCAUUGACUUACCAAGAGAAAAUAUACAAUCUCAAGAUUGUCAAGUACCAGCUAUUGUCCCAACAAAUACAAUAACCAAUAGACAAUCAGAAUCACGCAUAGUUCGACUAUGCGCACCAUCAGAUAAUUCUUGUCUCUUUACAAGUGCUCUAUUCUGUGUGAAUAAUCAUGAUAAUCAUCUAAAGAUUGGUACAGAAGUUGUAACAAAUAUGGCUGCUGUUAAUCAACUAAGAGAAUUAAUUUCUGGUAUUGUACUUAGUGAUCCAGUAAAGUAUUCUGAAGCUUUUCUUGGUGUAUCGAAUGAAGAGUAUUCCCGUCAGAUUAGACGACCAGACCAAUGGGGUGGAGGUAUUGAAGUAUCAAUCUUAUCACAAUUGUAUGAAGUUGAAAUUUGUAUUGUAGACAUUGAAUCCUGUCGAAUUGAUCGUUUCGGUGAAGAUCGAAAUUAUCCUCAACGUAUAUUACUCAUUUAUGAUGGUAUUCAUUAUGAUCCAUUAGCACAAGAAUGUCCAAAACGAGAUUGCCUUGUUACUGUGUUCCCAACAAAUGAUAACUCAAUUCUUUUGGAAGCUCAACAAUUAGCGUCUAAAGCACGUGCUGAAUGGGCUUUUACAGAUUUAGCUUCAUUCACCUUACUGUGUCGUCAAUGUGAUGCACCUUUAGUUGGUCAAGCUGCUGCUCAAAAACAUGCACAAUUAACAGGUCAUACACAAUUCAGAGAGAUUGCUCAUUAAAUAGACAAUAUAUCUGUAUUCUUAUGUUUAUCCUUCUCUUCUUUGUCUUUUGUGUAAAUGAUGAGAAUUACACUAUUGACAAUUGUUUAUCAUCUUAUCUCAAUGGUAGUCUGUGUACUGAAACUGAAUCCUUUUGUGUGUGUGUGUGUGUGUGUCUACUUCAAUCUGCUGUUCUGAUUUGCUCAAAUUCAUACACAUAUAUAUAUAUAUAUAUAUAUAUAUAUAUAUAUAUAUAUAUAUAUAUACAUUCAAGGUGUCAACAUUGACUACCUAAGGUAUACAUUGAAGAGCAGUUAAUCAUUAUCCAAGUGAUUUAUAUGUACAAUAUGUGUAGAAGAGGACCAGUUUAUGUUGUGUAGAAGAAACUGUGAAUUUAGUUGUGUGUAUAGUAAUUAUCACAUUGUAUGUCACUUUAUUAUUUAUAAUUUUGUUUUAUUAGAAGACAUAAUGUGUGUAGUUGGUUUUUAUGAAAAUUAUCCACCCUUAUGUAUUUAUCUUUUAUCUAAUAUGCUUAAUUCUUAUCUUGUUGAAUUGGAAAAAAAUUGAUUGUGUUUUUCGAUUUCAUUAUCUUCGUUAUUUGUUGUAUUGGUGGAAUUCAGUUUUUUCAAAAAAAUGUAAUUUAUUUUACUCAUA
This is a messenger RNA of Heterobilharzia americana, 1706 nucleotides long. NCBI's taxonomy places the organism in Eukaryota, Metazoa, Platyhelminthes, Trematoda, Strigeidida, Schistosomatidae. The record is from the annotation of a GenBank genome assembly.